Polistes canadensis is the source of this 2265-nucleotide messenger RNA. RefSeq lists its product as uncharacterized. NCBI's taxonomy places the organism in Eukaryota, Metazoa, Arthropoda, Insecta, Hymenoptera, Vespidae. The transcript is spliced from 8 exons. The record is from RefSeq and is a predicted model, not a curated record. Gene Ontology annotation, biological process: positive regulation of cilium assembly; regulation of cytokinesis; positive regulation of protein localization to cilium. Gene Ontology annotation, cellular component: midbody; ciliary basal body; centrosome. Bases 249 to 1706 code for a protein of 485 amino acids.
GUGAAAACAAUAAUUGAGUGAAAUGUAAAAGUGAAAUUAUGUACGUAUUAAAUAACAUCCCUUUGACGAAUAAUUUCUAUUUCUUGUAUAUAUUAACCAAAAAUUUGAUUACAUUUCGAAAACGUGAAAAUAAAUUAUAAUGCGCGUGCGUUGCGGCGAAUUGUAAAAUAUUAAGAACCCAACCUUAUCUGAUAAUCGUGACAAACGUCAAGUGCGAUUCUGUUUCGUACUGAUCAGUUAAAACUCGAAUGAUUCGUUUGUUUGGAAAAGGAAAUUCAAAAGAGACAAUGGCUAGUCGUAAAAAAGUUGAUAAGUCAUCUCGAUCGGUAUCCAAAAAUACAAGACAGCUUAAUUCAGAUACAACGUUUCCAUUCUCAUCGUCAUCCGACGAAGACGAUCAGCUGUCCGUAAGACGCGACAAAACCAUAACUCAGGAUCAACCAAGUAGAAAUCGUAGUGUUGAAAAUGAUCAACAGACAGGUCAAGAUAUUUCACGUCGUGAAGAAAAUCCAUUUAGCUUUAAGCACUUUUUAAAAGGCGAAUGUCAAACUAAUUAUUACAAAACCGGUGCAAGGCCAAAGAUUUAUUCAUCAUCUACGACGAGUCCAAACAAUGUUGAAAAAGAUACCGGUGUAUUUUCUAGAAAUCCAACCGAAUUACCAGAUUUCGUACAAGAUCAUUUAGUCAUAGAACAAUGCUACUUAAAUCAUGUAUUCCCUCCACAAGGUGUACCUGAUGUCGAUAAUCUUCCUGAUUUUGCAUUGAACAGCGUAGAGCAAAGGCAAUUACGGUAUAGAAAUGAUCCGAAAAAGUUGCUGCCCCAACUAUUGCCCGAUAUUCCUUUCGAUCUUACUGGUUCGAAAGCUAUAUCUCAAAAUGAUUAUUUUCUUUCUAAUGCUACAUGUUCGAAUAGCAUUAAUAUACCUGUAUUUAACGCGGUCGAUAAUAUUAUUGAGAAUUCUGAGUCAGCUUCAGAUUCGGGAGAACCAGAAGUUAGUAAUAAUGUCGUUACGAGAGAUUGCACGCCGACAACUGAUUCAAACGUACCAAAAUUAUUACCAGAUUUUUUAAAUGACGGCCCAAUUCAUAGUAGAACGAAUCUUUCCAAUGAUAUUGGAUCUAACUCGCAACCUAAUAUGGUAGAAUCAACAGACCGAAGGCUUUUAUUAGAAAAUGAUAGGCUGAGGCAAGAGUUGGACGUGGCUUAUAGAAAAAUUAAUGAAAAAUCAAUUAGAAUUCAAAUGUUAGAAGCAGAAUUGACUUUUAGGAAAGAAGUAGACUUCGAAGAUAUGGCACAACUUGAAAAAGCAGUGGAACAAGUUGAAAAUGAUUUAAAACGUAGUACGAGAAGAGCGCUCAGUGCAGAAAAGACAGUAACAUCGUUAAAAAAAGAAAUUAAGACAUUAACGUCAGAGCUAUCGCAGCUACAAUUGGAAAAUAAGAAUCUUAAGUCUGCCAUUACUGUUAACAAAAAGAAUGAAUGCGAUGAAUCUUCAAAUAACAUAGAUAGAACUGUGCGAAGACUCGCCGGUGAAUUAAGAACUGCUGCUUCAACGGCUGAAAUCUCAUUGAGACAAUUGAUGUCUGGAGUGGAGAAUCUAAGGGUACUUGCUUCUAUCCUUGAAAAUGUGGACAGAAUAGAAGAUACGACCAAAGAUUUCGUAGCCGAUUCGGAUGAAAAUAAUGCUGCUGGUCCUGCGAUCUGAAAGAUCCUAUCUAAAUCGCAUUAACGUUUCCAUAAUACAAAUCUAUCAUACCUCUCUUUUAUAUUCACCUCAACCAACGCUAAGUUCCUCAUGCUCUCUCGCAAUAGUGCAGGGCAUAUUUGCGUCGAUUGAUAAUUUAGACUCAAUUGUGUAAUAUGUUAUUUAUGACGUGUUUGUUGUACUUUUAUAUUAGUUAAGAAUAGAUUCUAAAAUGCAUCUAACUUCGACACAUAAACAAACAAACAAAAAAACGUACAGAGGUACAAGGGCGUACGAGACGAGUAACGUUCUGUUUAUAAUAUUUCUCUUUGAAGGAUCUUUAAAUCGGAUAAUUGAAACAACUGUUGAAUAUUAACUAAAGUUAAGUAAUCGCCAUUAGGCGUUAAUUAAGGGAUAAGCAAACAAGUGUUAUAUUUUUCAUAUACAUAUUUUUGAGUACGACCAAAAUGACAGUGUAACCGUAAGUACGUACCUCAUAUUCAUACAGAAUAAUACGUUGAUUCGUGCAACGCAAUUUUAAUGAAUAUCGUUUUAAUAAAUACACGCCGAUCCAAGAGGA